Messenger RNA from Dinoponera quadriceps, 3417 nucleotides. RefSeq names its product NADPH oxidase 5 (gene Nox). Gene Ontology annotation, molecular function: superoxide-generating NAD(P)H oxidase activity; calcium ion binding. Bases 1 to 3351 code for a protein of 1116 amino acids. The transcript has 19 exons. Gene Ontology annotation, biological process: superoxide anion generation; defense response. Gene Ontology annotation, cellular component: NADPH oxidase complex; plasma membrane. The record is from RefSeq and is a predicted model, not a curated record. NCBI's taxonomy places the organism in Eukaryota, Metazoa, Arthropoda, Insecta, Hymenoptera, Formicidae.
AUGGAGGAAAAUAUCAGCUGCAUGGAGGAAGAAUGCCUGAUCGAGAGGAGGAGGACUACUACGCUAAAGGAGUGUAAAGAGAUAUUGCAGGAAGAAAAAUCCGACCGUUAUAGCAAAGAAGCCUUUAGAAGACUCUUUCAUGAUCAGGUACUUCUUGGAAAAUUAUUUAUACUGUUCGAUCAAGACCGUGAUGAGUUACUAAAGCAGGAUGACUGGAUUGAGUUUCUCAAGAGGCGGUUGACAAAUGAGAAGCAAAAUGAUCUUGUCGAUCAGAUCGAAAGCGUGGCGUACGUGCUGUGCGGGGAGAAUCCGAUAAAUCUCGCCAAUUUCCAGCAGAUUUUUCAUACCAAAGGGAUUGUUGAAAAAUUGUUCCGGUUAAUUGAUCAAGAGAACUCAGGAUAUGUUACGUCCACCCAGAUCAUGGAAAUCAUAUCUAGCAUGAGUAAAACCAGGCCACCUGCCGGCUUCGAUAAAGGAAAUCUUGAGUGGCUGGAGAAGAUAUUUAAGCAGACUGUCGGAAACGAGAGAGAGAUCCGACGCGAGGAAUUUAAAAAGAUCGUCACUUCGAAAAAUCCGUUCUUCACCGAGAGGGUUUUCCAAAUAUUCGACAAGGACAAUUCCGGCGCAAUAUCGCUGCAGGAAUUUAUAGAGGCCAUGCAUCAAUUCGCCGGGAAAUCACCGGACGAUAAGAUUAGGUUUCUCUUCAAAGUUUAUGAUAUCGACGGCGAUGGAUUAAUACAACUUCGAGAGUUAGAGCACGUGAUGAGAGCCUGCAUGGAAGAAAAUGGAAUGAAGUUCAGUGACGAUCAAAUCGAGGAUCUAACGAUCGCACUCUUCGAGGAUGCCGAUCAAGGUAACAGAGGAGCGAUCACUUUCGAAGCUCUGAAGAGGCAACUGGAAAAGCAUGAUGGUUUGCUGGAAAAUCUCUCUAUCAGCAUAGAUCGAUGGCUAGUACCACCACAGCCAAAGCCGAAACGGAAAUCUACCUUGGGAGUGUUUUCGUCUCUUCGUCCGUAUCAACUCACGAAACCGUACAUGAAGAACAAUUACGUCUACAUCACCUUCAUCUCGAUAUUCAUCCUGAUUAACGUGGCUCUCUUUGUUUCUCGUCUUCAUCAAUACCGAAAUGACAGCGGUUACGUCAUGCUCGCGCGUGCAUCCGGACAAUGCCUGAAUUUUGACUGUACGUUCAUCCUGGUCCUCAUGCUACGCCAAUGCAUCACAUUUUUGCGAACAAAUGGUUUUAACUCUGUAGUUCCUCUGGAUCAUCAUAUAUAUCUUCACAAAGUGGCGGGACUUUUAAUCGGAUUUUUCAGCAUCAUACACAUUCUGAUGCAUCUCAUUUACUUCGCUACGGUGAUAAUGAAGGACGACAAAAUGAACAGUGAAAACUACACGAUGAUCGAAUGGUUGCUGACAAGUCGACCUGGGCACUAUGGUUUGGUAGCAGGUACUGCAUAUCCUACUGGAGUGAUCCUACUCGUUAUACUCGUCAUCAUGACUGUCUGUUCGAUGUCUUUUGUACGGCGCGGAGGGUGCUUCGAGGUGUUUUAUUGGUCCCAUCUGCUAUACAUACCAUUCUGGAUUCUGAUGAUCUUUCACGGCCCGAAUUUCUGGAAGUGGUUCAUCGGACCGGGUAUAAUAUAUUUAGUCGAGAGGAUUCGUCGACUUGUAUGGCUACGUUCUCAGCGAGGGAAAACGUACAUAAGUUCCGGCCUGUUGUUACCUUCGAAGGUGACACACCUGGUCAUCAAGAGACCGCCGCAUUUUCAUUUUCAUCCCGGCGAUUACGUCUUCGUUAACAUUCCGGUAAUAGCGGGAUACGAGUGGCACCCGUUCACCAUUAGUAGCGCUCCGGAACAGGAAGAUUACAUGUGGCUGCACAUUCGCGCGGUCGGCGAAUGGACCAAUAGUCUGUACUCGUACUUCGAGAAGGAACAAAUCAAACUUCACAACGGCGAUAUUUUACCUAUUGAAAAUGCUGCAAAUACCCGCAAGAAGUCAUUCCUCAGCAGCAAGAAGCCGCCUCUUAUCGUGAAACAAAAGCCCUCGACGGAAACCCUGCAGCAUCCGUAUGGUCUCGACAAUCCCAUGUUCGUAUCUGAUUUGGCGAAGGCAAUGUCACCCUCGAGUACACCUAUUAAUAAUCAAUCUGCAUACUUAAAAACUCCGGAAAAUACACCAGGAUCGGAUAAGGAUUCUAUAGCUAUGAUGGGAAGAGACAGGAGGCUCCAUCAGCUGCUUCUUGGUAGCAAACUGCCGCUCGAAAAGUCACGCUCGAUGCCUGAUAUGCAAACGAAGAAGAAGAAGAAAGAACGACUAAGAGUACUUCGCGAUUAUAUGAGAUCGGAAUCAGAGAGGAGCUUCGACGAAUGUCAGAUGAAACGCGCGCGAUUGAAGUCGUUGGGCUUGGCAUACCUGAGUCCGCAAAAUAAAUCGUUGGCCCAAAGUUUCCGAUACAUGCGGACGAAGCCAACCAUCAUCGCUUUUAAGACACCCAGUUUCGAAACGAGCGAUUACGAUGUCGACGCACCGUCGAAUUCCGCGUCCAAUGCUAACGCGGGGGCAAAUGAAGUGACAUCGACCACACCGGUGGAUAUGCAAGUCGCCGUGGAAGAGGGAAGAUUGAAGAAAAAUUUCAGUGAAAAUUUCAGUACAAAUAGUUUGGGAAGCUUAGAUCCGUCGCUCGAAAAUUCCUCUCAUUCGUCUAUAAAUUAUCCCGUAGGGAAGCCAUUGGAGAUUUUCCUAGACGGUCCUUAUGGGGCGCCGUCGAGUCACAUCUUCCGAGCGCAGCAUGCCGUCCUAAUUGGCACGGGAAUUGGAGUUACACCUUUCGCCUCCAUACUGCAAUCGAUCAUGCAUCGAUACUGGAAAGCGAGGCACACCUGUCCGAAAUGCUCGUUUUCCUGGGCCAGCGAAAUUCCGCACACUGUGAUGAAUUUGCGAAAGGUGGACUUCUUCUGGAUUAAUCGCGAUCAACGUUCGUUCGAGUGGUUCUUAAACUUACUAUCUCAACUUGAAAUGGAACAAGCUGAGUUAGGUAUCACUAUGGAACGCUUUUUGGAGAUGCAUAUGUACAUCACAAGCGCGUUGCAAAAGAAUGAUAUGAAAGCAGUUGGCUUACAAUUAGCGAUGGAUCUCUUGCAUGAAAAGGAAAAACGAGAUCUUAUCACAGGUUUAAAGACUAGAACGAACGCGGGUCGUCCUAAUUGGGAUAAGGUGUUCAAGCAACUCCAGGACAGGAAGAAAGGAAAGAUCACGGUGUUUUAUUGCGGUCCACCUCAACUCGCCAGAAUCCUUCGAUACAAAUGUGAUCAGUUCGGGUUUUGUUUCAGAAAAGAGUCCUUUUAAUAUCUCCAAAAGAAAUGGAUUUCUCUCGAUAAUUAUAUCGGCGUGGAAAGUUUAUGAAGAAUGUUA